AUGGAGGUCGACGCGCCCCAGGCUUUUCGUUCCGCGACUUCUACAGGUCUGGGCCCCGUUGCGUCCUCCGCCUGGUCGGCUGUUUCGCUUGAGAGUGACUCCCAGAGAGCGAAGCAAGGGACCGAGGAGGGCGCGCUGCUGAGCCUCUCUGCCUUCUCUCGCCUGGUGGGAAUCUCUCAGUUCGUCGCCUCCCAUGUGCCCUCCAAACGCGGUUUCGAAGAGACGCAGGCCUCGGGAUCGCCGACCAGCGCCGCAGGCGAUGUGCAGCCCGAGAAACAAAGCCCCAACGAAGGCUCAGACAGGGACGCCUGCGCCGAUCACGGCGGAUUCUGGGGGUCGGUGAAGACUCUUUUCGAGGACUUUCAGGUGUACGAACACUCAGAGUUCGACUGCGCAUGUCUGCGUAAUCAGCGUGCGUGCUCUCGUUGCGUGCCCUCUAUCCAGAAAGCGGAAGCUUCUCAUUCUCCCUUGUCGUUUUCUUCGGCUUCUCUCUCUUCCCCGUCUGCCUCUCUGGUGGCCUCAGACGUUUCUCAGAAAGGCGCACGCCGUGGCGAAACAGGAAACAACUCCAAGCCACCUGCGAAGGACGAAGGAGGGCCCCGACUUGGACAGCCCUGCGCCUUCGGCUGUUGGUGUCGGGCCUUUGGAGACUCUUCAGAGGCGGCGCCACUUCGUCUGCCGCUUUUGGUGGACUCCGGACAGCUGAGGAGACAGAGGGAAGCAGAGCAGCUUGCUGAGGCGGGGGGCUUGCACGUUUCGCCUUCCUUUCGUCUCUGGCGGUGUCGACGCCGAAGUGAAGCCGCAGAGGCACUCGACGGUGUAAGGGAGGCGGGCAGAGAAGCAGAGUGGGAAGACCGGGGGGACCAGAGAGAAGAGGGAAGGGAAGAAGCAAAUGAGGAUGAAGACAACAGAUCACAGAGUCGGGAAUUGAAGGAUAACGAUGCCAAGAGGCGAGGAAACCGGCCGUGCGUUUCCGAGUUCGAGACGCAAAAUAUCGAGGCCUUUGUGCGCGGUGUCGCCUGGUGCGCUGAGGUGUACAGGCAAUACGUGAUCGGUUCACCACGGGAUCCAGAAGCGAGCGGUGCUGGGGUUUCCGAGAGAAGCGCCGAUUUACUUCACGGACUAAAUGAAGAAAAGGACUCGUGGCUGCAGCAAGCGCGGAGAACAGCGGCCUCAGCCGAGGAAACCCUGUUCACUGUUUCUUCAACUCUGGCGCCGGGGAUCUCGUCCACGUUUUCAUCUCUCCCGCAAGCUAAGAAUGGGCAGCAAAACAUUCCUUACAGCGACCCGUCAAAGGCGCCCUGCUUGUGGCUCCUAGGUGACCUCGCGGGUGUCUUGACAGCGCACUGGAGAAACGAGUUAUCCGGCGUUUCCUCCCAGUCAGUACCUCUCUCCUCUUCCGCAUCUCCCUCGGCUUCUCCUUCACUGGUUGAAGUCCAGAAGGAACUGCGGGGUGCCUUGCAUGCGUUUGUUCGCGAGCGUCUGCCCUUCAUGGUUUCAGAGUCAACGACGCUCGUCCCCGCGAAGGCAGGAGCUAACGGAGGGGACAGCGCUGGAGGCGAGCUAAGGGGGCGAGGCCUGAAGCGCGGGAGAGACAGCAAUCCUCUCGACGACGACUGCGAAGACCAGGGCCAGUCAGGGGAGAGAGACGUGGAAGGAGAAGAGAAAAGAACGGGGAUUCAAGAUGAGGGGCAGAAGGCGCGGGAUCAGGACAGACAGGAAAACAACGAGGAGGAACUGAGAGUACUACAGGGCCUGGAAGCCUCAAAUCUGUCACGCCGGAUUGCUUUCCUCGCUCGAGCUAUUGCUUCCAGAGACGGCAGGGCUGGAUUCUCAAAAUCAGAACAUCGACAAGAAAAUGGAGAAGGAUGCGUCCAGAAUGGAGGAGGGCAAAACAAAGGCGGAGACGGAAACAAAGGGUCACAGAAAAAAGGGGGGUCUGUGUGUCGACCGACUUCGAAUGGAUUGUACGAGUCAGAUUUCGCGUCGACUCGCUUCCCUUUCAUCUCGAUCGCAGCAUGCUGGGCCCAACAGCGAGGACAGAUUCUUCGAUUGAAGAAAGAAGUUGAAGAGAAUGUGCAGCGGGGAAACUUAGAAGGCAACGGAGGGGGAGUGAAUGAACUCGAAUUGAAAGAGAGAAGAAGAAACUGGAUCUCCUUGCUCGAGACAGCUGCGAAAAAACCUCCGUGCGUGGUCCUGAAACUGACCCUCAAGCCCCAUUGUCGCCGUUUCCUCUUCCCUCCAGUUCACUUCAGGUGUACAGACACCGCAAGCGGAGAUGCGGACCCGUCUGGAAGGAGCGGAGGCGCAGAGCGGAACGGAAGCCAGCGAGGAGGGGUGGGAGGGAAACCAGAAGUCUCCGUUCAAACCGGCGUUUCUCGAGAAGAGAGAAGAAGGGGCCGAGAGGACAUAGAAGAGCUUCUCUUCCGCGGUCCGCGUGCGCAGCAGUCUGGUUCGGAAAAAGAAGAAUUUGACGAAAAACAAACGGAACUGCUUGCUCGCCUCGCUUCCCACCCCGCCCUUCUGGACAUCCUAUUCGACACUUGCCGAGCGUCCGAGGGAACAUGCAAUUACGCAGCGUCGGGCGGGCCUCAGGGCGGGCGGUGGCCAGCCGACCUCGGGGUGUAUCUACACUUCAUUCUCUUGAAAGUAAAUCGUGAUACAUCCAAUGCGCUCCACAUGAUCGGAAGGGGACUGCGUCGACACUGUCAAAGAUCCCUCGCCGUCGCUGGCACCAAGGACAAACGCGGGAUCACCGUCCAAAGGUGCUCCGUUCACAAAGUCCUGGCGCCUGCCCUGUUGAACGCAUGCUACCUAGACCAUCCGUCCUGGGAUUCUAACGUGCACAUUGCCCCGCUGGGCCACUUUUCUCGACCUCAACGACUUGGUGCCCUUCUUGGAAACUCCUUCCAAGUUGUUCUCCGAAAUGCUCGUCUUCCACUCUCAGCAACUGGUGCUUCUCUCCCUUCUUCUCUUUCUUCUUCUUUUGACGGAGAGGUUCCUCCAGGGUUUGUGCCGGUGGCGCUGUGCGACCAGUCCGUGCAGGUCUUGGCGAGCCGAGUGUCUGCGGGUGUGGCGACAAUUUCCUCUCGGGGCUUUCUGAACUAUUUCGGUCUCCAGCGCUUCGGCACGCAUGCAGUCAGGACGUUCGAGGUCGGCGCAGCUCUGCUGCAGGGCGACUGGAAGGAGGCGGUCGCUCGAAUUCUCGGAAAAAAACACAAGUCGCCCGCAAGGUGGCGGCCAUCUUCGUCUGCGAGUGUUCAGACAGGUCCCGCAUGCAGCAUGGAGAAGAGUGCCACAGUGGCUUUGGACGCGUGGGACGAGUUGGGGGCAGAGCUGCAGAAAGCGGCUGCUGGAAGAAAAACGGAUGGAGGGACACAGGGGGAAGCGAGUGACGAGUUAGAAUCUCAGACGACGAGAGAGGAACUAUUAGAGAAAGGCGCAUGCAUGGAGGAUAAGCUGUCGGGAGACUGCCCAGGCGAGGGGGACGGGCGUCACGACAUAGGAAAAGGUGAAGAGCAAAGGGAUAAGGGCAGCGACUCUGAACCGUCCCUGUGGGACAUCUUGCAAAAGACGGGAGACCCGCGGGUCGCUCUCGGGCGCCUCGCGAGGCAUCAGCAUAUCGAGAAAACGCUUCUGUCGUCUCUGUUGAUGUCACGGCGAAAAGGGGAGAGUGAGGCAACGGGGGAAACGGGCAGCAAGUGGUGGGGAGGGGAGAUGCGAGAACGUAACAGGAAACGGGCCAUGUCAGGGCGAGACAGACACCGUCGAGAAUGCGCCGCCCUGGGAACGGCGGCUCGGGCACAGGCUGACGGCAUUUGCGCAGAGGGCAGCGAAAUGCAGGUACAGGGAGAAGACCCGGGAAGGGACAAAGGCCAUGCAGGUGACGUCGCAUCGAAUGAACAAAAGGAAGUUGUGUCAAAUGCGGUCUCGGCAACCGAAGGACAAGUACAAAGAAACGAUGAAUGCAAACGUGGAAACUGGGUGGACUUUGAAGUGAAAGACUACUUUCGUGCUCUGCAGGGUAUCCCGGCGGACUCGCUCCAGCUGUAUGUACAUUCGGCACAGAGCGUCCUCUUCAAUCACGCAUGCACUUGGCGGUGGAAGGCUCUCGGCGGCAAAGUGUGCGUAGGUGACGUCGUUCGCGUCCGCGCGAGAGGCGACCAUCGUUCCACGUUGUCGACCUCCGGCUCGACCUCUGCCGAUUCGUCAAAGCGACGCGAAGCUCGACAAGUAGGGAGGAUAACCGAGCUUGACGGUACAGACGACAGAUUCCUUUUCGAUGAGGGACAGGGCGACGGUAGCGAGGACGAAGAGGAACCCGAUGGACAGACAGUCAAAGUCAUUGAGACAGAGGCUGAAGCUGAGCAAGCCUCGAUCUACGAUUUGGUCUUGCCUCUCCCGGGCGCAGACAUUGUGUACCCGUCCCAUAUGACAGCGGUCUACAGACAGCUAGCAAGCGAUCUUCUGGGACUAUCUCUCGACGCCUUCACACCGCCGAAAGACAGCCUGUGCUUGGAAGCGAGUGGAGGUUCUUCAGACAUAUUCGAGGGCGACCUCAUGCGCGCUGGGAGAGGAGGCAGAAAAGGAGACAGAAAAGGAGACAGAAGUGGCAGACAGCGAGGGCGCGGGCGUGGGCGUGGCAGAGACGGGCGCUGUGACAUGCGCGGCUACGGGGCGGAAUCUGCGUGUGGAAAUGAAGACGACUGCAAGGUCCGGACAACCCCCGCAGUGCUUUCGCCGGCUGCCGGGCUUUCGAUUUUAGGCGUAAAGUACAAAGGAAGUUACAGAUCUCUGCUGGAACGUGCCAGAGACUGCCAAUGGCAACUGCUUCAGAUCAGCGAAGAAGCGGUACGAACCCCUACUUCUUUGCUACUCUCGGAUGUCGACCUGCUUCUGCAGAAGCAGCCACGCGAGUCCCCGUACUCUCGGUCAGCCGAUAAAGCUGCGACAGGUCCAAACCCGGGAAGAAGAAGCGAAUGUACCGGACGCGAAGUUGUCGGUGAGGUCGAAAUGACAGAAAACGAAACGCACGAAAAGGAUCAAGCGAAGGAAAGCGGAUGCACGAAGAGUAUGGACAGCCGGUCCUAUGCGGAACAAGAUUUCCGAGUUUCUUGGGAUGAACCUCUCGACAGCACGCUGGUCAGGUGUAUGUACACCAGAGAUGAGCAGCUUCAAAUGAUGGAACAAGGGGAGAAGGUGCAGGGUCAAAUCGACGGGUUUGGGUCGCGAAUAGAAAGAAAUCGGAUUGUAGUUAGGGACGGAAAAAGCAAUUUUUGCCUUCUUUUGAGACUGCGACUGCCUCCCGGCACAUAUUUCACCAUGGCACUUCGUGAACUCAUGAGAACGAAUGCCCCUGAUGAUGACGAGCUAGCCCAUGCUGCCGCUCGGGCCUUCGUUUCUCCAGACGGCUCUGGGAGAGACGCCUCCAUUUCUACUUCGUCUCUUUCAACCUAAGUGAAAUCAUAACCAGUAAUGUGCCUGCAGGAUGUUCGUGGCGUGUAUCUCUCUGUGCAAUACAACUAUUCAAGUGUAUGUGCUUAUAGCGAAGCGAGAUUCGGGGUUUCCUUACGUGUACGGUGCGUGAGUGACGAGUUUCACGUACCCACAUUCAUCCUACCGGGUAUUUCAUCGUCCACCGCCGACAGUCACGUAUCGUUGUACAUACAUAAAUAUGUAUAAUAUAUGCAUAUAUCUGUAUAAAUGUAAAUUGGAAAUGAAUGCUGAAGGACUUCCUUCACUGUGGCGUUAAACCCACGCCACCGAUACAUUCCGCUGCCUGAUACGAUCGA
Messenger RNA from Toxoplasma gondii ME49, 5792 nucleotides. RefSeq lists its product as hypothetical. The record is from RefSeq and is a predicted model, not a curated record. Gene Ontology annotation, cellular component: nucleus. Bases 1 to 5457 code for a protein of 1818 amino acids. Gene Ontology annotation, molecular function: RNA binding; pseudouridine synthase activity. Gene Ontology annotation, biological process: pseudouridine synthesis. The transcript has 2 exons. Lineage: Eukaryota; Apicomplexa; Conoidasida; Eucoccidiorida; Sarcocystidae.